Messenger RNA from Oryzias melastigma (Indian medaka), 7322 nucleotides. Its product is annotated as disks large homolog 5. The transcript has 33 exons. Gene Ontology annotation, biological process: regulation of apoptotic process. Bases 676 to 6534 code for a protein of 1952 amino acids. Lineage: Eukaryota; Metazoa; Chordata; Actinopteri; Beloniformes; Adrianichthyidae. The record is from RefSeq and is a predicted model, not a curated record. Gene Ontology annotation, molecular function: protein binding.
UAGAUACAAACAAAUAAUAUAAAAACGUUUUUAACACCUUCUUACAAAGUAGUCAAGUUAACAUAAAACAAUGAAAUUUAAAUUAAAAAAAAAAGUAAAAUUGGGGUCUGCUAAUUAAAAAUAAAUUUAACAGUUUUGAGUUGAGAUUGUUUCUAACUUUUAAUUAUUAAGCCUGGGAGCCAGGUGCGCUUAAGUCUGAAGCCCCGCCCACUUUUACCUUAAAUGUCCAUCGCACGGAAACAUGACUGGCACACAGCUCUAGCUGCUCUCUCGGUCAACAUGGUGGACUUUGCAGUUCACAAACAAAGCUUUUUUGGAACUUUAGACUAAGUUUAUAACUUUUGAAAGAACAUUUUUUUGUUGAGUUAAAAGUAGCAAAGAUUUCCUGUUUUUUUUUUUUUUUCUUUUUUUCUUCUGUCGCGAGGGACGAAGUGGCGUCUGGGAAAAUGUGUUGUCAUCUUCGCGCAGUCAACAGCUUCGAGCAACAAAUAUGGCUUCUUCUUGGGUACCCUUCUGUACAAGUUGAAAACUGUCCCAAAUGGGUCGAGCGGGACCGUUUCCGAGAGUCCCAGCAGUAGUCGUACAGGCGAAGCUAGCUAAAGGAAGCCCGCCGGUUGUGCUCCCGAGCUGCUUUGCUUUAAGCCCACAGUAGAGGAGGUGGAGGAGGAGGAGGAGAUGGAUCCCCAGCAUAAGGAGUUGUUGGAGAAACGCUUCCAGGACUUGGUGGAGUCUUUAACAGAUGUGGAGCGGCUUGUGGAAGUUUUGGCUCAAGGCGGGACUCUCAGUCAGUCCGACUGCUACGAGCUGGGACACAACUGCAGCUCCAACUCCGACAAAGUCUCUCUGCUCCUGAAGAUCCUGAUGAGCAAAGACAGAGACCAUUUCGGAGAGUUUUGCUCGGCGGUGGAGACCACUCACCCUCACCUGCACGCCGCUCUGCAGGACUGUCUCGGACCGGUGGAUCACACAUCUGGGUCCACAUACAGCGUCUUGUCCACGAUGCCUUCAGACUCUGAGAGCAGCAGCUCUCUCAGCAGCUUAGGUACUCCUGGUCAAGCUUCCUCUCCUCCACCUGCCAUAGACAACCAGCAGGCCAACGAGAAGAUGGAGACGCUGCUGUUUCAGCUGAGACACGUGACUCGGGAAAGAGAUGAGCUGCGCAAACGCUUGGCCCUGGCUUCACCUGGAACCACCUUUGAUGAUUGCAGACCAAACUCCAAAUCAGGUCAUGACUACGAGCGUCUGAAACUGCAGUGCAUGAAAGCAAUGGCAGACCUGCAGUCCCUGCAGAACCAGCAUAGCACCACCUUGAAGAGGUGCGAGGAGGCUGUGAAAAAGGCCGACUUCUACCAUACUCUACACAGCCGUGUAUUGGGCGAGCACAGCCAGCUGAAAGAGGAGCUGGAGGCGGUGAGGGGGCACAACACGCAGCUGAUCAGAGAGCACAACCAUGUGAAGCAGGCCUGUGAGGAGCUGAGGAGGCUUCACGAGGACGACCAGAGGGAAGUGACGGAUAUGAGGAUCCUGCACCAGCAGGUGAUGAACGAGGGGUCAUCCGAUGUCCUUAACAAGUUGUAUGACACCGCUUUGGAGAAGUUGGAGGCCACGAAGAGAGACUACGAUGCUCUGAGGAAGCGCUACAAUGAGAAGACGGCGAGCCACAAUGCAGACCUGAGUCGUCUGGACCAUUCGGAGGAGGAGAACCAUCGCUUACAGAAAAAACUGGACAUUCUGCUGAAACAGAGAGAUGCUGCCAUUCACUAUCAGCAGUCAUCUUACAGAGGGUUUGAUAACUUACCUCAAGAGUUUUCCAAGAUCACAGCUCACAACAAAGAGCUCCAGAGGGAGAUGGAGCGGCUGCAGUCCGAGACGACCCGGCUCAAGAUGCAGCAGCUGAAAGCCGUGAAGGACUGUGAGAAAUACAAAGCAGAGCGGGACUCUGUCAUCAGUGAGUAUCGUUUAAUCAUGAGCGAGAGGGACCAGGUGAUCAAGGAGGUGGAUCGACUUCAAACGGGGCUGGAAGUGGCAGAGGCGAAGGUGAAGAACAACUUCUCAGAGAGGAGAGUGGCCAACGAUGAGCUGGAGGCUCUCCGACAGGAGCUGUCCUCGGCGCUGGUGGACAGAGACAGAGCCAUCUGUGACAAGAAUGAACUUCUGGAGAAAUACUGCCAUGAGGUGAAGGACAAAGCUGAGGCCCAGAAGGAGUUGAGUCAGGCCUGUAAGGAUAUUGAGAUGGUGCGGGAGGAAAGGGAUGUGGCCCGUAAAGAGAGGACAGAAGCAAUCAUUCAGAGGGACCAGCUGCUGCGAGAAUAUUACCAGGCCAGACAGAAACAAGACUCUGCCAGUCUGGACAUGGAAAGAGCCAACAAAGAGAUCGAGAUGCUGAGGAAGCAGUACGAGGCCAUCUCUCAGGAGCUGAAGGAAGCUCUUCAAGAGGCCGAAGUUGCCAAGUGUCGACGGGACUGGGCCUUUCAGGAGAGGGACAAGAUUGUAGCAGAGAGGGAGAGCAUACGCACGCUGUGCGACAACCUGAGACGAGAGCGGGACCGCGCUGUGAGCGAUCUGGCUGACGCUCUGAGGAAUCUGGAUGACACGAGGAAGCAGAAGAACGAUGCUGCCCGGGAGCUCAAAGAGCUAAAAGAGAAGUUGGAUGAGCAGUUGGACAAAGAAGCGCGAUAUCAUCAGCUGAUGGCUCAUAGUUCACACGAUUCUGCCAUUGACACAGACUCCAUGGAAUGGGAGACAGAAGUAGUAGAACUCCAGAAACAGAGGGAUAUGGAUUUAAAAGCACUUGGUUUUGACGUGGCUGAAGGAGUCAACGAUUCUCAUUUAUCAGGAGAUAGUGGAAUUUUUGUUUCUAAGGUGGAUAAAGGAAGUAUAGCAGAAGGAAGGUUAAGGGUGAAUGACUGGUUGUUGAAAAUUAACGACGUGGACCUGACCAAUAAGGACAGAAAGCAGGUGAUAAAAGCUGUGAUGAGCGGGGAGGGAGUCAUCAACAUGGUGGUUCGGCGGAGGAAGUCGCUCGGAGGACGCAUCGUCACUCCAAUCCAGAUAAAUCUGGAUGGACAUAAAGACAGUGGCAUCAGUUUGGAAAGUGGAGUGUUUGUUGCUUCUGUGGCAGCGGGAAGUCCAGCCGCCCGGGACUGUAAUCUUACAGUCGGUGACAGGCUGUUAGCUAUUAAUGGGAUGGAAAUUGAUGAGAAGUCUGUCUCUGAAUGUCAGUCUCUGUUGAGGAGCUGCAGCACUCUCAGCCUCUCUCUUAUGAAGAUUCUCCCACAAAGCUGCUGUGGACAGAAUUGUUUCGAGUCUUCAGCCCUGCGUCUUCAGCCCUGUGAUUCUCACAAUAGGAGCUGGAGGAACUCCAAACACAACUGCUCCACUCAGACGGACAUCUGCAGCUUCUGCCAGAGUGGCGAGGAAGCAUGUAAUGAAACCUGCGACUGCCUGCCCAACAGCAACUCAAGCAGCCACUUCCAUCCAAACGCCUUUCCUCACGUCUCCCAGCACUCCCGCUCUCUCUCCACUCCCCGCAGUCCUUCAGAGCCCCGCUCGGAGUUCUGCUUCAGGAGGCAGGACUUCCAUCGUCCUCACACUCUGACGCCGGUGUUCUCCAGCUGCAGCUCUCCUCAGGCAGUGGAAGGAGGGCAGAGCACGCCAGUGAAGCUAAGUGGAGGCACUUGGCCUAAAGUUAUAGGAGGUGCUCCCGUCCCGGAGGGCACCCAGCUGUCCAUAUACAAGAAGCCCAAACAAAGGAAGUCCAUCUUUGAUAUGAGUGCAUUCAGGAGGCCUGAGACGACCCCCAAACUGGACUUUACGUCUCUGUCUCAGAUAUCCAAACACUCCCCACAGAGCUCGAUGUCAGAACCCGCUCAGACCCCUCCCACACCACCCGCGAGGAGCGACUCCUUCAGGUUUAGGCAUCGGCAGCAGAACAGCUCUGCGUCUGACUCCACCAUCACCACCAGCACACCCCCACCUUCCCCAGCCCAACCUGUGCAACCCCAGGACAAAGGGGAGCUGCAGCUUUAUCACACCAAUGCUCCAGCGGGAGAAGUCAAGAGCAGCCGGACGAGCGCGGCAGAGAGUGAGGGGAGUGGACGCUGGAGAGAAGUUCAGCAAAAGAAGAGAUACCGACCCAAAUCUGCACCAGCACUGCGGCGAAACGUCACGCCGUUACACAUCCCUCCACCUAUGCAGACACAAAGUUUCUCUAAUGAUGAACACUCCCCAGAGCCCAUGGAUUUGUUACGCUUCUCUCCUCUGAGAUCUAACCGGUACAGCAUGCCAUUUGUACCUCCAGGCUACAGUAGCACCUCAGCACAUGUCAUGAGGAAUCCAGUCUACACCACUUGGAGCCACGAGAUCCAGCCGAGCAGCUGUCCUCCUGCUCCCAGUUCUGGCCUCUGUGUGCAUUCUCAAAGCCCCCAGCAUCAAGGUCACCUCAGUCUGGACCUCAGCCACAAGCGUAACCCAGAGUUGAGUGAGAUGAACAGCAGCCAGCCGCCUCACAACAACGCCUCCUUACCCUCCAGAACGCGACAGACCUCCCCUGGUGCUCUACAGUUUCGGGCUGAACGCAUCAAGAUUCCUCCGACUCGUUACUCUCGCUCCUCCGGAUCAGACAAAGGCUCCCUUUCACAUUCAGAGUGUAGCAGCCCGACUCCUCCAAUGUCCCCUGUCAAUCUGGACUUAUCGUCUUUCUCCAGCAGCCAAUCGGAUGGCUCCUUUUCCACACAGCCCAGGACAUCAGUCAGCCCCGCUCCAGUUGGUGACAGGCGGAGGGAUGGGCCAUAUCUGGGGGAGCCUCGCAGUGUGACGGUCCAGAAGGGAGCAGAACCUCUGGGGAUCUCCAUAGUGAGCGGGGAGAACGGCGGCGUGUUCGUGUCCAAAGUGACUGCAGGCAGCAUCGCUCAUCAAGCUCAUUUAGAGUACGGAGACCAGCUGCUGGAGUUUAAUGGAAUCAACCUUCGGAACGCCAACGAGCAGCAGGCGCGGCUGGUGAUCGGGCAACAAUGUGACACGGUCACCAUUCUGGCUCAGUAUAAUCCUCACAUGUUUCACCUGGGGAAUCACUCCCGUUCAGGAUCCCUGAUGGAGGCGCUUAGCAACCAGCUGGUCCUCAAAGAUGGGAGAGUGUCCUCCCCUGACAACCAUUCUGCUGUUGACACGCUGAGUGAGCAGGACGAAGGCACGAUAACGCCUCCAUCCAAACAGACCACUCCUGCCAACAGUCCACACAACUCCUUCAGGCUCGCGGGCUCAAUCAUUCCCAGUUUUUCCGAGUCUCGGCUGGUGAGGCUUAAACGGAGUCAUGCUGAGCUGGGAGUUCAGAUCUGUGGGGGAAACCUGUGUGGCAUCUUUGUGGAGACUCUGGACGAUGACAGCCCUGCGAAGGGUCCGGACGGACUGUCGCCCGGAGACCUGAUCCUGGAGUUCAAUGGCGUCAAAAUGCUGAAUAAAACUAAAGAAGACGCUUACCUGGAAAUGCUGAAACCAGUCGACACGACGACCUUCAAGGUGCAGAACUGUGCAGACAGCCUCGCUGACAUCAGAGAGACUCACGGAGAUGGAUUUUUCGUCAGAGCCCUUUAUGAACGGGUGACGGAGGUAGAGCAGGAGCUGAGCUUUAAGAAAGAUGACAUCCUGUACGUUGAAGACACGCUGCCUAACGGUAACUUCGGUUUCUGGAUGGCCUGGCAGCUUGAUGAAAAAGCCCAGAGGCUGCAGAAGGGGCAGAUUCCAAGUAAAUACAUGAUGGACCAGGAGUUCUACAGGAGACACGGCAUGAUGGACGGUAAAGAGGAUGGCGGCAAGACUCUGUCUGCUGCCGCUCGGAGGUCGUUUUUCCGCCGAAGGCUGAAGCACAAACGUAGCGGCUCUAAAGACGGGAAAGACCCGCUGGAUUCCAUAAGUGUGGAUGCUUUACCCCUGACAGAGGAUGGACUCAGUCUGAUGUACCAGCGAGUCCAGAAGGUGGACUGCUUGUCUCCCAGACCAGUACUGAUCCUGGGUCCAUUAGUGGAGACGGUCAAGGACGUGCUGGUCAAGGAGACUCCCGCUAAGUUCUGUCGCUGUCUGCCUGAAAUAAUGAAGGCGUCCCAGCAGGCUAUCGAGCGAGGAGUGAAGGACUGUGUGUUCAUCGACUUCAAACGAAGAAGUGGCCAUUUUGAUGUGACAACAGUAGCAUCAAUAAAAGAGAUUACAGAGAAGGACUCCCACUGUUUGCUUGACAUCGCUCCUCACGCCAUCGAGCGUCUUCACAGCGUUCACAUCUACCCAAUCGUCAUUUUCAUUCGCUACAAAAAUGCCAAACAGAUAAAAGAACAGAAGGACCCUCAGUACCUGCGGGAGAAACUCUCCCAGAAACAUUCCAAGGAGCAGUUUGAGCUUUCUCAGAAGAUAGAGCAGGACUACAGCCGCUUCUUCACAGGCGUCAUCCCAGGUGGCAGCGUGUCCCACAUGUGCACUCAGAUCACGAGCAUGGUGGAGCAGGAGCAAAGCAAAGUGCUGUGGAUUCCUGAUGGAGCACCAUAAUCAUUUCACCUACAGCCGGGACUUUAGUGACUUUAAUCACCUUUUCUCCAUUUAAAGAAGCAUACUCAACUGGUAUACGCAUGAUGCACAACUGACACAAUGGUUUACAUUGAACACUUUUGUUAAAUGUGUAGCAAUACUAGUGAUGAAUCAGUUUUCCCACUACAUUAGUGAAGUACAGCUUUUGAUAGAUUUGAUACUUGAAUGCUUUAUUCUCCUUUUUGUAUUAACAGUCCUUUAAAGCUCAUGUUUGACCACAGCAAAUCUUCAUAAAUAGAAUCAGGCAACUGUUUUUUUUUUUCUUCCUUUGUGACAUUUUGUGCUAUUUAAUUUAUCUAAAUGAAUGAAAGAUGAUUUUUUUUUUUGUAAUAAACAUGUAGCUGUAGAGUUAAAAGCAAUAUUUUCUUGUUAAAAUCCCUUAUUUAUAAAGAAUAACUUCCUUUAUCUCAUGUUAUAUUUAAUUCUAAUGUUUCUUUUUAAUGUUGUGCCAAGCUAUGUUCGUUUUUUACAUUUUUUAUGUUCUUAAUGCCUCUGACAUUGGAAAACAUUCAAAAAUAUUGCUUUCACCAAAUUUCUUUGCUUUUACUGGUACUACAAAUACAUUUUACUCAUUUUGGCAAAUUUAUGUGAGAAGAUUUAAUUUAUAGCUGGAUAUACACAUUCACAUACUUGUUGAAUCACAAGGACACAUUUCAUUGCUGGUGUUAAAAUCUGGUUAAAUGCUCUGGUUCUACAGUCAAUGACGGUUCACAUUUCUUUUUAAAAAAUAUUAAAAAGAACUGACUACA